AGUAGAUCGACAAAGGCUCUCCACAAACGACGCUUGCACGCCAUGGCGCCUAAUAUGCGGUGAACAGUGUUUGAAAGGCACGACUACCGGUGACUACGAAUUAUGGAGCUUGGUGAUGUCAGCUUCGACCAGAAGAAGCGUUUAGCUCGCUUGGCGAAGAUGGGCAUUGGCCCCGUGGCGGAACCCCUCCCGCUUCGACCCCCGCCCUCAAGCACUCCCAGGUCUUUCUCUGAGCGCCGCAACACCGGCCCGGUGGACUUGGCCUCCGCCUUCGAAGCGCCCCCCCCACCGGCCAAAGCCAACCGCGCGGGCUUAAAGCCGCUGGGUGCCGUGGAGCCACGUGAAUUCCAAAGCAAUUGGUACCCCACACCUGCAGACACCGCGCUUUCGGACGACGAUGCCAUGGAACAACUGGCCAAGAAGGGCAAGGCACCGAAUGCCACGGUGGCGGCUGCACAGGUCCAGGUGAAACCACAGAAGACGAAGAAGCGGAAAGGCAAAAGGAGUAAAGAGAAGGAUGCAGAGGAAACAGAGCAAGAUAGCCAGCCAGCUCACGGCACUAACUCUGAAGAUGAAGAAAAGGAUGGCCUUGGGCCUGCUGGUGCUGGCUUGAUGUCGGAAGCAGAGGUUCAGGCCUUAAUGCGCCGGGAGCGCUCCAAGAACACGUCGGCUUCCAGUUCCGCGCGCCGCGUGCAGCGAGAGCUGGAGGAAUGGGAAAGCAUGCGGGACUCAAAGAUGGCACGCUUUGCCAGUGAGAAGGAACGUCUCGUGGUCAACAAGAAGUGAUAUUUCCAGGGGAGUUCGGCAUUCUUCGCUGCAUGAAGAGAAAAAGGAUUUGAAGACAAUGGGAA
Molecule: messenger RNA, 851 nt
Organism: Durusdinium trenchii
Lineage: Eukaryota; Dinophyceae; Suessiales; Symbiodiniaceae
Source: the annotation of a GenBank genome assembly